AUCUCAGUCAACAUUUUAACUCUACCACUACAACCUCUUAUCCAGCAAUGAAUCAGCACUUUGGACACUCCCUGCGAGAGGAAGCAAGUUCAGCAGAGGAGGGCUGACAGAGCUCCCCCCUCUCAUGACUCACUGGAAAGGGAAACCAGUUAGUUCUUGUUCCUCCCUGCAGAGAGACAGACGGACUGAAAGACAGACGCUCAGAUUCACCUUCAGACCAAACUAACACCUUCCUCUGAGUUCAGCUCCAGGAGAGAAAAGAGGGAGCUACAACACUGCUGCUUCAACCUGCUGACCCCCCCACCCUGAAGCUCCACUCAGAGACAACAUGGCUUCCAGGUUAGAGGCAGAGCUCUGCUGUCCGGUCUGUCAGGAAGUCUUUAGAGAUCCUGUCAUCCUGUCCUGCUGCCACAGCUUCUGUAAAGCCUGUCUGCAGAACUGGUGGGAUGGGAAAGAAGUGAAGGAGUGUCCAGUUUGUAAGGGAAAACAUUCAAUAACUGACCCACCUUGUAACCUGGCUUUGAAGAACCUGUGUGAGGCCUUCUUGCAGGAGAGAGAGCAGAGGUCUCCAGAGGCUCUCUGCAGCCUGCACUCUGACAGACUCAGACUCUUCUGUCUGGACCAUCAGCAGCCAGUGUGUCUCGUCUGCAGAGAUUCAGAGAAACACACCGACCACAGAUUCAGACCCAUCGAUGAAGCUGCACGACAACACAAGAAGGAGCUUCAGGAAACUCUGAAACCCUUAAAGGAGAAACUGAAGCUCUUUGACGAAGUUCAAGUGAAGUUUGAUCAGACAGCAGGACACAUGGAGGUCCAAGCCCGACACACAGAGCUGCAGAUUAAGGAGCAGUUUAAGAAGCUUCACCAGUUUCUAGAAGAGGAAGAGGAGGCCAGGCUGGCUGCACUGAGAAAGGAAAAGGAGCAGAAGAGGAGGAUGAUGGAGGAGAAGAUGGAGGCUGUGAGCAGAGAGAUAGCAGCUCUUUCACUCACAGUCAGAGCCACAGAGGAGGAGCUGAGAGCUGAAGACGUCUCUUUCCUGCACAACUACAAGGCUGCAGUGGAGAGGCUGCAGCGCCCCCUGCUGGAGGAUCCACAGCUGCCCUCAGGGGCUCUGAUAGACCAGGCCAAACACCUGGGCAACCUCAGCUUCAACAUCUGGAGCAAGAUGAAGGACAUGGUGUCCUACUCUCCUCUCAUCCUGGACCCAAACACUGCUCAUCCAAACCUCAUCCUGUCUGAAGAUCUGACCAGAGUGACACGAGGAGAGAGACAGAAACUUCCUGAUAAUCCAGAGAGGAUUGAUUACUGCCGUGUCCUGGGCUCUGAGGGCUAUAACUCAGGGACUCACAGCUGGGAUGUCCAGGUUACAGACAGUACAUUCUGGCUACUGGGUGUGUUAGUAGAGUCUGUCCAGAGGAAGGGACUCAUAGAUUCUGGAUUAUGGAGAAUAGGUUUCAAUAAAGGUAAAUACUCAGCACAGUCACCAUCAGAUCCACGCACUCCUCUCCGCCUGCAGAAGAAGCUCCAGAGGGUCAGAGUGAAUCUGGACUGGAACAGAGGAAAGCUGUCGUUCUCUGAUGCUGACACUAACACACACAUACACACCUUCACACACACUUUCACUGAGAGGAUGUUUCCAUUCAUUUACACUCAGGAUGAAGUGAAGGUAUCACCAGUGGAGGUGUGUGUGACAGUGGGUCAGAGCAGCUAGAGAUGAACAGGAUCAUUAUCUCUAUGAGCUUUAUCUCUUAAAGGGAAACACUCGGACCUCUGAAGCCGCUCCUGUCCUCCUGCCGUCUCUUUAUUCUAAACAUGUCUUUAUUUUUCCCACUUUCUUUAAAUUUUUAUGACACAAUUGUUAGAUUUUGUUGGGUUACCGUGAGAUUUAAAUAUAUUUAUUUACUUAUGACAUCACUUUAUGCCAGUUUAUUCUGUCUUCAGGACACAUUGGAAGGAGGGUUUUAAACUUUCCAAGACUUCUGAUUAGAUAUAGCAACAUGGAAAUACCGUUUAAGAAGUUUAGAGAAGUAUACACGUUAUGAGCUUUUCCAACUUUCUUGACAUUAAAAUGAACAGCCCAAACAUUUAUAGUAUUAAACAAAAUUAAUCAAAUGCUUUUUCAUUAAAAACAUUUUAGUUUAAUGUUUAUGUUUUAAUUCCUUUAUUUUAUUUUGUUGUUUUAAUCUUUUAUUUUAUUGUUUUAAUACUUGCAUUUUUUUACAGCCCAUUAACGUCCCUGUCUCAGUUAUUGGGGUGGGGGCUUCAAGUUUGCAUUUGUGUCUGAGACCCUUUCAGACAGAAGCAGAGGGGUUCACUGAGAGCUGCUGCUGGAGUGUCUGUAGAGUUCAGUGUCUCACACUGCCUCGCUGAACCAGUUCUUGAACUCUUCAAACCUGUCCCCACUUCCCAAACUCUUGUGAUGUUGCCCCGUGUGCUGCUCAUUUAUCUUUCUAUCUUGAUGCUCGUGUUUUCUUCCAGAAAAGAGAGCUCUGAAGCAGAACAACAGUACCAGUGACAAAGGCUGUGGGCAAUGGUUCUGGACUCCUGCAUGUUCCUUUUUCAGUUUCCUAAAGUUUCUCUCUCAUACAUUUUGUCUUUAAUUACACACACCAAUCAAAAGUAGAGUCAUUUAGCAUCUCACACUGCUUCCUAAAACCUGUUACUCUCCAAACUCUCCCACAUUUCGGGGGUUUUAUCCAGCACUUGCUUUCUAAACCUCCUAAGUCUUUUACCUUUUCCAUCCUUAAUGGUCUAAGCUGUGGACCAAGGGUCCCAGCUCUUUAAACUUCACCAGCUGUUGGUGCUUUGUGUUGUUCUAUAUUGAUAAAAGCUUUGGUCUGUUUUCUAAACUCUGAAGCUACGUGGCAUUUGGAAGUUUUAACCUGCAUGGAAAUCAACCUGUCAAUAACAACAAACCCUAAACCUCCUCAGACUUUACCAAACUGAAUGCAGAUGUGCAUUAAUGUGAUGCAUGGUGGGGGGGAUAAUGGGUCAACGAGUAAAAGUGUUUUCACAUUAGCUCCACAUUUUCGACACCCUGAAAUAAAGAC
This is a messenger RNA of Eleginops maclovinus (Patagonian blennie), 3050 nucleotides long. RefSeq names its product nuclear factor 7, brain-like. Bases 329 to 1711 code for a protein of 460 amino acids. Gene Ontology annotation, biological process: protein ubiquitination. Gene Ontology annotation, molecular function: zinc ion binding; ubiquitin protein ligase activity; protein binding. The record is from RefSeq and is a predicted model, not a curated record. Gene Ontology annotation, cellular component: cytoplasm. NCBI's taxonomy places the organism in Eukaryota, Metazoa, Chordata, Actinopteri, Perciformes, Eleginopidae. The transcript is spliced from 2 exons.